Tribolium madens (black flour beetle) is the source of this 2112-nucleotide messenger RNA. RefSeq names its product nucleolar GTP-binding protein 1 (gene Non1). NCBI's taxonomy places the organism in Eukaryota, Metazoa, Arthropoda, Insecta, Coleoptera, Tenebrionidae. Gene Ontology annotation, molecular function: GTP binding; RNA binding; GTPase activity. The transcript has 3 exons. The record is from RefSeq and is a predicted model, not a curated record. Bases 128 to 2059 code for a protein of 643 amino acids. Gene Ontology annotation, biological process: ribosomal large subunit biogenesis. Gene Ontology annotation, cellular component: nucleolus.
AAAAGUUGAAAUUUUCUUUCCACGUGUUGUGUCACUUUAAGUCUAGGUUAGAUUUGAGGAUAAAUUAAAUAAAAACAUAUUUAAUCUUAAUUUAUUGUGAAAGUUUUGCAUUGACACAACACCUAUAAUGGCACUGUACAAUUUUAAGAAGAUUGCAGUUGUCCCCUCUGCAAAGGACUUUAUCGAUAUUAUCCUAUCGAAAACCCAACGCAAAACACCCACCGUCAUCCACAAGCAAUACAAAAUAACAAGAAUCAGGAAUUUCUAUAUGCGAAAAAUUAAAUUUUCGCAACAAAGUUUCCACGACCGUUUGACUCAAAUCCUGACUGAAUUUCCUAAACUUGACGAUGUCCAUCCCUUUUACGCCGAUUUAAUUAACGUUCUCUACGAUAAGGACCAUUACAAACUGGCUUUAGGCCAGAUAAAUACAGCCAAACAUUUAAUAGAUAAUGUAGCAAAAGAUUAUGUUCGUUUGAUGAAGUUUGGAGACUCGCUUUACCGUUGUAAGCAAUUAAAAAGGGCUGCUUUGGGCCGAAUGGCCACUAUAAUGAAGAGACAAGCCUCCAAUUUGACUUAUUUGGAACAAGUGAGGCAACACUUGGCGCGUCUCCCGUCAAUAGACCCCUAUACCAGAACAAUCAUUAUUUGCGGGUUUCCAAACGUUGGAAAAUCAUCAUUUAUGAAUAAAAUAACAAGAGCUGAUGUUGAAGUCCAACCUUAUGCUUUCACAACAAAAUCUUUGUAUGUUGGUCACAUGGAUUACAAGUAUUUGCGCUGGCAAGUGAUUGAUACUCCCGGAAUUUUGGACCACUCUUUGGAGGAAAGAAACGUGAUUGAAAUGCAGGCCGUGACAGCCCUUGCACACUUACGAGCCUGUGUGUUGUACUUCAUUGACCCUUCUGAGCAAUGCGGACAUACUUUGGAGGAACAAGUGCGAUUAUUUGAGUCAAUCAAACCCUUAUUCGCAAAUAAACCAUUGAUUGUUGUGGCAAAUAAAGUCGAUAUUGUGCCACUCAGCGAACUUCCGGCUGAUAAACAAGACACUCUCAAAAGCUUGAAAGAGGAUUCAAAUGUCCCAAUCAUGGAAAUGUCGACUGUGACCGAUACUGGAGUCAUGGAGGUGAAAACCGAGGCUUGCGAGACGCUUCUCAGCUUCAGAGUUGAUCAGAAAAUGCGCUCGAAAAAAGUCGAUGGGAUAUUGAAUCGCCUUCAUGUCGCUGUACCCAAACCCAGAGACGAUAAACCUCGCUCUCCGUGCAUCCCUGAGUCAAUUUUGGCCAAACGCGAGGCCCAGCAGUCCCGCAAACGCAAACUCGAACGCGAUAUCGAGCUUGAAGAAGGCGACGACUACGUCCUUGACCUUAAAAAAUCCUACACGGAGAUUCCCGAGAAGGAACGCUGGGAUAUCAUCCCUGAAAUCUGGGAAGGCCACAAUAUUGCCGACUACAUUGACCCCGAAAUAUUCGAUAAGCUUGAGGCUCUCGAACGCGAGGAGGAAAUUCGAGAGGAGACGGGGAUGUAUGUCGUGCCGAAGAUCGAGCUUACAGACACCAUGCGUGAAAUUAAAGCCCUUGCUUUGCAAAUCAGACACAAGAAGGCGAUACUUAAGGAUGAGGCCAGGGUUAAUAAACAAUGCAGGAAGCCGGCUAUGCCUAGAAAUACAAGGGCUAAGGCUAGGGAUCGAUCAGUGUCGAAGUUGAGGGCGAAUAUGGAGGAGUUGGGAGUGGAUAUGAGCGAUACGAAGGGGGCGCACUUUACGAAGACUAAGAGGAGUGCGUCGAUGGGACCCCCGUUGAAGAAGGUGAGGAUGGAGGUGGAUAAGGAGGCGUCGACGAGCGUUGCGACGAGGUCGACAAGGGCGGUGGUGCCCUCGAGAAAUGAGAUGGGAGUCAAGGAUCCGGCGAUGAGAAAGAAAUUGGCGAAAAUCGCACACCGUGCGAUUAGUAAGAAGGUCAAGAAAUACGGUCUUAAAGGUGAAGCGGAUAGGUUUAUUGGUAACAAAAUGCCAAAACAUCUCUUUACUGGAAAACGUGGUAUUGGCAAAACUGACCGUCGUUAAGUAUUUAUUGUACUCAGAGUGUUUAUUAAUAAAGAUUAAUUUGUGAAAUGUUA